Rhagoletis pomonella (apple maggot) is the source of this 986-nucleotide messenger RNA. RefSeq names its product protein PET100 homolog, mitochondrial. Gene Ontology annotation, biological process: mitochondrial respiratory chain complex IV assembly. The record is from RefSeq and is a predicted model, not a curated record. The transcript has 2 exons. Gene Ontology annotation, cellular component: mitochondrion; mitochondrial inner membrane. Bases 98 to 346 code for a protein of 82 amino acids. NCBI's taxonomy places the organism in Eukaryota, Metazoa, Arthropoda, Insecta, Diptera, Tephritidae.
CCCAAAAUAUUUGUGUGCCCGUCGAACAGCUGAUUUCUGAAAGUUAAUUUUGCGUGAAUUUGUUAAACUUUUUAAGCCAAGCGCUGUAAAUUAUCAAAUGGGUGGCUGGCAGCUAGAAGUAUUCAAAAUGACAUUGUACAUGUCCUUCCCUGUUGCAAUGUUUCACAUUUUCAAUCAACCAGCUUACUUUGAGGAAUGGGUAACUAAGACCAGGCGCGAGCUAUAUCCGCCGGAGAGCAUGGGUCAUCGCGAAGAAAUACAAAAGGCGAUAAGGGAAGUGCAACAAAAACGAGACAAGGAAAUGUUAAAGGCUUUAGAGGAUAUAGAGAAGCGUGAAAAAUCAUAAAUUACCGUAGGGCAGAACUUGUGUUGUUAUAUAAGGCAUUUUUAUUGCUGUGACACCUAGAUGGUGACCUCACUCAAGCUUCAGCACUAUUUAGUUCAAUUGUUUAGUUAAACGCCUUGGCACUCACGCCACUGGCGGUUAUAAUUUCGAGAAAUGGGAGAACUUCGUUUACUAGUGAACCAGUGUUAACACCGAUAAAUCGUUCCAAUGACAGUCGGGUCUGCGUAAGCCGAACGACCCAGAUUUAUAUCUGGCCAAAGACUCCCGCAAAAACUCUUUGGGGAAUUUCUAUGCUGUUACAACAACAACAGCAACAACCGAUAAAAAUUUCAGCAUCGAAAUCCAAUGCAGAAUCACUCUUGCUAACAAGUGGUACCGAGGCAAUUCAGGAGUAAAGUUCUAUCUCUCUAUCUAUCUAACAACAUCCAAGGAGGCGGCUCUUGGAGUAUUCGAGAGAAAGAUUUUGCGGAAGACUUACUUGGAGAUUUACAACGACACAUACAGCGACUCCGCUGGCUUGGCCAUGUGAUUCGAAUUAUUGUAAUCAUUCAUCGAACGAACUUUUAGAUUACGAUUACAGUAAUUGUAAUUAUAAAAAAGUUGAAAUUGCGAUUACUGUAAUCGUAAUCUCAAAGCUUAA